This is a messenger RNA of Gamsiella multidivaricata, 879 nucleotides long. RefSeq names its product Brix domain-containing protein. Gene Ontology annotation, biological process: ribosomal large subunit assembly; rRNA processing. The coding region runs from base 1 to 879 and encodes 292 amino acids. NCBI's taxonomy places the organism in Eukaryota, Fungi, Mortierellomycota, Mortierellomycetes, Mortierellales, Mortierellaceae. The record is from RefSeq and is a predicted model, not a curated record. The transcript is spliced from 3 exons. Gene Ontology annotation, cellular component: nucleolus. Gene Ontology annotation, molecular function: rRNA binding.
AUGGCCACUGUCUUUAAACAACAAAAGAGCAAGAGGGACAAGGCCCAGGGUGUGGUCGCCAAGGACUCAGAAGAGACGCCCGUCUUCAAGAACAAGCAGCGAGUGCUCUUGCUGUCUUCCCGUGGAAUCACUUCUCGCCAUCGCCACUUGCUGACUGAUCUCGGCAACCUGUUGCCCCAUACCAAGAAAGAUGCCAAGCUGGACUCGAAAUCAAAACUUUAUAUCAUCAACGAGCUCGCCGAUCUCAAUAACUGCAACAACUGCGUCUUUUUCGAGGUCAGAAAGAGACAGGAUCUGUACAUGUGGCUUUCAAAGACCCCUAAUGGCCCCAGCAUGAAGUUCCACAUUCAAAACAUCCACACAAUGGAGGAGCUCAAGAUGACUGGAAACUGCUUAAAAGGAUCUCGCCACAUUCUCUCUUUCGAUAAAAACUUUGAGAGUUCACCGCACUGGAUGUUGAUGAAGGAGCUGUUCACACAAGUUUUUGGCGUCCCCAAGACAGCACGCCGGAUCAAGCCCUUUAUCGAUCAUGUCAUUUCCUUCUCCAUUGUCGAUAACCGCGUCUGGUUCCGCAACUAUCAAAUCACAGAAAAGCCUUUGGAGCACCGCUCUGCAACGGAUACCACCGACUUGACACUUGUCGAGAUCGGACCCCGCUUUGUCAUGAACCCUAUCCGCACCUUUGAUGGAUCUUUCGGAGGACAGACCGCCUUUGAGAAUCCAGAAUUCGUGAGCCCUAAUGUCGCAAGAUCCAACAUCAGGAAUGCAAAAGCUGGUCGCUACAAGAGCCGCAUGGAGGCAUUGGCCAAGAGAGACCAGAAACUCAAGGAGUCAGAGUUGCCAGAGGAUCCCUUGUCCGAGAAGAAUGUCUUUGCAUAA